CGUCACUGCUUAUUCUCUUUGCUUCACGGUCGGGACAAAGGCUGCGGUUCAGUGUUGGGCUGAAGUGCCUCUUAAAGGCAGACGUGGGAACACGCCCUUGCUGCCUCCCCUACCUGCAUGAAAGGGAGCGCGUUCAACUUCGCUAGAAUGCCCUCAAACUGCGGCCGGACCGACUCGCUGCCCCGACAUUGGCAAAGUUAGUCGUGUUAUUUUCUUCUACUCUUCUCAUUCGAGUUUUCUUCGUUGUCCGUUUGGCGAAACAGACGAUUUUUUUAUAGCGCCCCCAUCUCCUGCAAGAAAGUCACUUUGAAAAGAAAAAGAGACGAAAAGUCAACUAUGUUUCGUUCGGUUGACUGGAGCCGCAUUACCGCGGCUGGUGCACCGCUGCUCAGCUGUAAACUGUGACCCGCGGCGGAGGAGACGCGGACGGAUACAUGGCAGCACUGACAGCCCUCUGAAAGCAGCCAGUGCGCACGAAGACGCGUGGAGCCACUGUGCUCGGUUUCACGCAGUCGCGAGAAAGGUUACUGAGGUAAAUGUUUCCUCUGCGGGCCCCCCGACGGUCGCUUUUAAAUCCAACCGCCGACAGCUCGACCGCCUCGUGAGCGAGUCGGUCCAUCGCCUCCAGCUCGACAUCAGCACCACCCGCAAAACCAUCCGAGCAGCCCAACGCUACCCCGGCCCCGCCUCCAUCCUGCCAUGGACACAGAGUCCACGUACUCGGGUUACUCCUACUACUCUGGACGUUCCCGGGGAUCCCACAGGCACGGGGAGCGAAGCCGGGACCGACACAAGUCCCGCGGUAAAGACAGCCGCUCAGAAAAGUCCGUCACCAUCACCGCGCCGCCUGCAGAGCCGCUGCUGGGCGACCCGGCGGCCCGGGGCGAGCAGGUCCAGGAUGACAACUGGGGCGAGACUACCACGGCCGUCACAGGCACGUCGGAGCACAGCCUCUCCCAGGAGGACGUCGUCCGCAUCACCAAGGACCUGGAGGAGAGUGUGGGGCUCGACUGCCGCCGCUACCUUGGCCUGACUCUGGCCGUCGUCCUGGGCCUGCUGGUGUUCCUGACGCCGCUCGCCUUCCUGGCGCUGCCCCACCUCCUCUGGCCGGAGAAGCUGCAGAGCUGCGGCACGGCGUGCGAGGGCCUCUUCAUCUCCGUGGCCUUCAAGCUGCUCAUACUGCUGCUGGCCGUCUGGGCGCUCUUCUUCCGCCCGCCGCGGGCCGGCCUCCCGCGGGUCUUUGUGUUCCGGGCGCUGCUCGCCGUGCUGGUGCUGCUGUUCGUGGCCUCGUACUGGCUGUUCUACGGGGUCAGAAUUCUCGACUCGCAGGACGAGAACUAUCAGGGCAUUGUGCAGUACGCCGUGUCGCUGGUAGACGCGCUGCUCUUCAUCCACUACCUGGCCAUUGUGCUGCUGGAGCUCCGGCAGCUGCAGCCGUGCUUCUCCGUGUGCGUGGCGCGCUCCACCGACGGCGAGGCGAGGCACUACAACCUGGGGCAGCUAAGCAUCCAGCGGGCGGCUCUGGCCAUCUUGGAGCGCUACUACUGCGACUUCCCGGUGCACAACCCGGCGCUGCUCUCCGCCUCCAAGUCCCGCGCAGCCAAGCACCUUGCCGGCCUCAAGGUCUACAACGUGGAUGGUGAGUUCCCAGAAGCCCCCGCUGAGGGCCCGGGGAACAACACGGCGGCGGGGAUGGUCCAGUCCCAGUCCAGGGCCAUGAUCGCGGCCGCCGCCCGCCGCAGAGACACCAGCCACAACGAGCUGUACUACGAGGAGGCGGAGCACGAGAGGCGUGUUCGCAAGCGCAAAUCGCGACUGGUGGUGGCGGUGGAGGAGGCGUUCACGCACAUCAAGCGCAUGCAGGAGGAGGAGCAGAAGAAGGCCCCGGGGGACGUGAUGGACCCCCGGGAGGCAGCACAGGCCAUCUUUCCGUCCAUGGCACGCGCCCUGCAGAAGUACCUGAGGACCACCAAGCAGCAGCACUGCCACAGCAUGGAGAGCAUCCAGCAGCACCUGGCCUUCUGUAUCACCAACAACAUGACACCCAAGGCGUUCCUGGAGUGCUACCUGACCCCGGGUCCCACCCUGCAGUACAGCCGGGACCACUGGCUGGCCCGCAAAUGGACGCUGAUCAGCGAGGCUUCAGUCACCAGCGGCCUGAAGGACGGCUCCACCUUCGUGCUCCGCUGCCUGGACUUCGGCCUGGUAGUGACCACCAAGAGGAUCCCGUACAUCCAGAUGUCCGAGGAGUACAUCGACCCCAAGUCGCACAAGUUCGUGCUGCGGCUACAGUCCGAAACCUCCGUGUAGGACACCGAACUGCUGUUUUUUUUAAAUUACUCACGCUCAAAUGUUUUCAGUUUGGGUUUGCAGUCUUUAUUUUUUAUGUUUUGGGGGGGGCUUUGUUUUUAUAUAUUAUAUAUGAAUUUAUAUAUCACACUCACUUUUAAUGUUUUUGAUUAUGAUGAAAUCAAAAAAAGGAGAAUGUUGCACAAUCACCCGUUAUCUUUUUCUGUUCGAGCCGAACGAGAAAGGAGCGUUUGAGGUUUCUGACGUCCACACAGAGACUCCUUUAUUUCCACUGGACGGACGGACAAACCACUAAGGAAUGGUGACUUGGACUUAGGUUGUCUUUAAGCCUAACAGUAACACAUGACGAUAUCCUCACCUGCAGCAUUUGAAAGCGAUCCAAUGCUCAUCCAGAUGAGAUGUGUUGAACAGAGAUGCAUCAAUCUUUCCUCCAUGCUAUCUCCUCAUCACUGCUCUUACAGAUGUGGCUCUCUCGGUGAACGACAGGUGCAACACAGCAAAAUCCGAGAUGCAUAUCCGCUGCGGUUGGGAACAACACAGACACGCCACGUUGAACUCUGUCUCUCAAGAGACAUUGUGCCCGUAAAACAUUCGUCCCCUCCUUGCCGGCUCAGUGACCUUCUUGGGGCUUCACAGCAGCAAGGAGGAGAGAAGGAUAAACAAUACUACUGAUCACGCCAAAUGAGGAGUCGUCCUAUGUGGGUUACAUAGCUGCAAAAUAGAGUAAGAGUGAGAGAGUUUCUGUAGUUGUGAUCCAUUUUCUAAGUCUGAUCCAAGUUGUUUUUUCACCCCCCACUGUUUGUGUCUUCAGAACUGGUAAAAAACAAUAAUCUUUCUGUUAAAUUUCUGAUUAAAAAAAGAUAAGCAAAGAAGAAGAAUCUGACUUGGUUGGAGACAAGCGUGUUUCCUCAGAAGUCAGUUUAUUUAAGGUUCAUGUUUUGUGCGAAAAUACGGUGGCAAAGCACUACACCCCCUUGUGGCCAAAUUGAGUAUUACAACAAAGAAAAUGGAUCACAAUAAUGUUUUCUUUCUUUCUGGCCUUUUUGCCUCAGGCUACCGUGUAUAGGGACAGGAACAACAAGUCCUCGUUUGGGAAUUGAGCCAUGUACGUUACAGUUAACACUAGACAACCCAGGCUGAAAGAUAUUGGAGGGGAGAAUCCUCGGCUGGGAGGGGCUUUUAUGCUGUAGAAAUGGACGCUGCACUGACUUUCUCGACUCGAUAAAAGGCGCCGCUAGUACACGGCAUUAAACAAACGAUUGAACCUUU
Molecule: messenger RNA, 3579 nt
Organism: Pungitius pungitius (ninespine stickleback)
Lineage: Eukaryota; Metazoa; Chordata; Actinopteri; Perciformes; Gasterosteidae
Gene: vangl1
Product: VANGL planar cell polarity protein 1
Exons: 9
Coding region: 700-2310 (536 amino acids)
Biological process (GO): multicellular organism development
Cellular component (GO): plasma membrane
Source: RefSeq, a predicted model, not a curated record